GAGACAGAGAGAGAAAAAGCCCUGUGAUUUUUGUUGCGCUUUUCUUCACUCGUUCAACUCAAAUUUUACACGGUGUUCGGCAUUUAACCCUAACCGACCCGAACCGCGACCCGAGUCCCUCACGGAGCUUCCCGUAAUUUUGGUCACAUUCGAUCUCUGCGAUCGAAGAUUCCUUUUCUCCGGUGGAGACUAACUGUUACGACGUCUCUAUUUGUUUUCUCUGUUAGGGUUUCGGAGUCUUAUUCAACUACUCGACUGCUUCCUUCCAAAAUUAGGGUUUCCGCUUCUGAUUCGAAUUCGCCUAAUAGGGUUUCGGGAUUUGCUUCCGCGAUGCCGCGCAGUUCGAAGCAUAAAUCGAGCAAACACAGUUCGAGGGAUGCGAGGGAGUACUCUGACUCCGAGAGAGAUUCCGGCCUGAAGGAUCGGAAGAGCAAGGACGAGAGCGCCGCGAAGGCAUCGAAGGAUUCGAGUUCUGUUGAGAAGCGGAGGCUGGAUUCGAAGGACGUGCACGGGAAUGGAGAGUAUUCGGAUGAGUAUGCUUCUUCCUCGAAGCGGCGUAAGGAAGGUGGAGGAGAUAGGUGGAAUGGCGGCGAGGAAGGAUCGAAGAACUCGAAGGCGUUGAGGGAUUCGAAGAGUAGGAGGAGGGAUGGGAGUGUUGGAGUGUACGGUGAGGGUGAGGAUGUCAAGAGGAGUAGCGGCAAGAGCGACGGGAAGCAUAAGGAUUCAUCAUCUUCGGGUCGAAAGGAGAGCAGAGAAGGUGGGGCCGAGAAGGAAAAGGAAAGGAAGUUCAAAGAAGGUAGAAGCGAGGAAUCGGUUGAUGGCCAAGAACCCCGCGUGACCAAGCAUGUGUUUGAAAAUAAUGAUUCAAAGAAAAUAGAUGAGUUGCGAAGCCCUGAACUUGAUAACCAGCUCGAGAGGCGAACAAGGAAGAAGAGGGAUGGCUAUGGUGAUGGUGAUAAGCAUCAAGAUGAUGUCGGAGAUGGUUAUGAUAGACAUUUGUCUUCUAGGGAUGACACUGCCAAGGAGGGAAAGAAAAAGGAUGAUAGGCGAAAAGAUGAGAAGUAUCGAGACAAGUAUUUGGAAGAAAUGGACAGGGAGAACAAACAUCGACAUGACAAGCAACGGGUUGAGCGUCCUGCAAGAGAUCAUCCUACUGUUAGGUCUGAUGAUAAACAUGCAAGGGAAGAAAAAAAUAAUUUUGAAUCUCGACAUAAGAGAACCAAGCUUCUAGAGAGUGACAGGGACCAUAAUCGUGAUCGUGAUGGAGAACGAGACCAUGAUUUGGAAUUUGUUCGUGAUCGUGAGCGUCACAAUGAACGAAAUCGUGAUCGUGAUUAUGAUCUUGACAGGGAUCAUGUUUAUGACCGAGAUCGAGAUUGGGACUGGGAUUGUGAUCGAGAUCAUGAUCGGGACCGAGACAAAGACCGUGACCGUCACCGUGAUCGUGAUGGGUCACAUGGGGAUGAUAGAAGUACUAGAGGCAAAGAGAGUGGGACAAAGAAAAGAACUUUGGAUGAUCGUGCUGAUUAUAGUGACUCAAAAUCUAGAGUUGCUAAGAGCUACUAUUCUGAUGCAGAGAAGAGGAGUUUAAGCAGCACUAGAGCUGAUUCCGAUGUUGACCGGGGAAGACCUCGACCUCGACAAGCUCAUGCAGAUUCAAUUGGGACUAGCAAUAAACACAGAUCUCCUGCCUCAAAUACACACAUUGGCAAAGAUGAAUAUAGAAAUGCAAAUGCUGAAGAUCCAAAUUAUAGAGGCUCAACAAUAGAACAGAGAACCAAAAGCUCAAGAGAGGGUUACUCUGGGAUAUCAGAUGGAGGUCAUAAAUACAAAUUAAUGGAAAAACCCAUUAAAAUUGAUGAAUGUCCUGCAGGUGACUUGUCAACUGAAAGGCCUUCCAGUGCUAAGGCUUCACCCAUGGGACUGAUGGAAAGAUCUCCUUCAUCAACUAGCAUCGAACGCAAGUAUGGGAAUAAAAGCAGUGUUAGGCGGAAUCUUGAAAUUGAUGAAAGUGGAAGGAGAAGCGGUACGGAUGCAAGAGAUUUCUCUACUUCUGAUGAUAGACUUGGCCGGGAGUCGACUCUUGAGAAACCACUAUUGGAUGAGCCCUCUCAAGCAGAUUCAUCCAUUUAUGGUAGGACUAAUCAGAGCAAUGCAUCAUUGCUUCCUCUUCCACCUGGUUUCAGGGCUGCACUAGACAGACCUUAUAUGGGUUCUUUAGAGGAUGAUGUUAGAGAUAACUCCAAUACACGAUACAGAAGAAGUAAUGAACCUGGUUUUGGAAGAGUGCAUGGUGGCAAUUCUUGGAGGGCAGUUCCAAGCUGGACGUCACCAGUACCAAAUGGCUUUGUUCCCUUCCCUCCUGGGCCGGCUCAUGGAGGUUUUCAACCGAUGAUGCCACAGUUUACGUCUCAACCUCACUUUGGUGUUAGGCCUCCAAUGGAAGUUAACCAUGCUGGCAUUCCUUACCAUAUUGCUGAUGCUGACAGGUUUCCAGGUCGCUUGCGCCCACUUGGGUGGCCAAAUUUGAUGGAUGGUGCAGGACCCGUUCAUAUGCAUGGAUGGGAUAGCAAUAAUGGUGUCUUCAGAGAUGAUCCUCGCAUGUAUGGUGGCUCUGAUUGGGACAGGAACAGGCAUUCAACAAAUAGUCAUGGUUGGGAAUCUGGUUCAGAUACUUGGAAAGACCAAAAUUGUGAUUCAAAGAAGGACUUGCCCUCCCCAGCCUGCAAAGAUGAAUCAGUUCCUGCCCUGUUUGAUAACAGUUUGAAUGUUCAGACUAUUCAGAUGUCCCAGGAUGAGCACAAUCGGGUUGAAUCUCAUGAGAAAUCUCCUGAAACAAAGUUGUCCAGUCUCAGUUCUCCAGCAAAAGUGCCUUUGAACUCUUUAUCCCCAACUGUUCUUGAAAAGAUGCCUGAUACAUCGACACCAAGUGACAAUACUUCUCAUUUCAGCCGUUUCUACCUUUCCAAGCUUGAUAUUUCAGAAGAAUUAGUGCUGCCAGAGUUGUAUGACCAGUGUAUGUGCGCUCUUAAUGUCGACAAGGAUGUAUCCACUGAUGCAGUUGCUAGUGCCAAACUUUUCUCGAAGAAUGGAAUGAGAGCACGACAGAAAUAUGCUGCCACUUUAUCAAGGCAUUCGCCUUUUCCAGCUAUUGAUAAUUCUAUCUUCCAGAGAGCCAUGGACCUUUACAAGAAGCAGAGUGUGAAACUGCCUAAAAUGGGUGAGGUAGAUAUCAUUGCAGCAUCCGACCAGAUGCAAGUGGAUGAGCCAGUUCCUUUUCCCAUUUUGGAGAAUGGGCAGGUUCCUGUAUCAGCUUCUGAUGGAAUAAAAGAUGUGCUAAUAACUUCAUUAGAACCCAAGAAAGUGGAAACUCUAUCUCCUGCAAAGGAGCAUUUGGAAGAGAUCAAUCAAUCGUGUAGCCAAAUGGAGCAAGAUCAUGAUUGUGCCCAUUCUUUGAAGAUAGGCAUGUCUAGUCCAUCUUCUGGUCACAAGAACCAAGAAGAAGCUGUAGCAGGUUCGCGUGAGAAAGAGGACAAAGUCGCUUCUAAUAAGGUGAAUUCGGGGGAUGCAGAGGAGAAUUACUCCAUGGCAUUCGAAAAUAAAGCUCAGUUGGCUCCCACUUUGCACGAAGAGGGUGAGAACGUGAAUAGUGAAGCCAAAACUACUGGUUUUGCCCAUUGUGCAGAAAAAGAGUUGGGUUUUGGUGACACAAGGGUUAAUCACUUAAUUUUUGAGGAUGGGUCUCCCAAAGCUUGUGAUGCUUUGAUACCUGGUUCAAAUGAGUCUGAGUCGCUAAUUUUAAGCCGGAUACAUCAUUCUCCUGAAAGUACACAUUGAGACAAUUUCUAAAUCUUUCAUUGCUUUUUAUCCAUCAGGUUUUAAUUUCCUCCCCCUUUUUUGUUGCUUUCUUUCUGAGCGAGGAAAUAAAAAGAAAUGGCAUUCGUAUUCUAGAAUAGCGCUUUUCAGACCCUCCGUGCAUGUGUUUCCUAGCAUUUCAUCCCUCCUACUUCAGCAUUUCUGCAUGAGCAUGCCGUAGCAGCAAGUAUUUCUCUUCUAAGUUGCACUUCCUUCUACCCGAAUGCAAUGGGCUUAACGCGGCUCGGAAAUCCAGUUCAUUUCUAUUAAAUAUUUUCCAAAUAAAUAUUAAGCUGGCACUAUUCAUUACUUCUCUGGUUUUAUUUCAUGUUUGUGCAUUUACAACCCAUUUUUCCCCAACAAUUUAUUUAAGCCACAUUCUCUUCCGUUUUUUUACUGAUUAUUUUUUAAGUUGCUACUUUGUCCCAGUAUACUUGUCUCUGGUUGUUUUAAAGUUUGAUUCG
Messenger RNA from Gastrolobium bilobum, 4319 nucleotides. RefSeq lists its product as uncharacterized. NCBI's taxonomy places the organism in Eukaryota, Viridiplantae, Streptophyta, Magnoliopsida, Fabales, Fabaceae. Bases 331 to 3837 code for a protein of 1168 amino acids. The record is from RefSeq and is a predicted model, not a curated record. The transcript has 5 exons.